GAGAUAGAUACAUCGAUAAGUCGAUAAUAUCUGCUAAGCGCAAAAAGCAGAAGCGUCCUUGUUUCUCAUGCAGGGCGAAGGCGUGUGUGUGUGGUUUUCGGCUGAACAAACGCUCGAGGCUGUUGAGUUCAUCCAAUCGAACUGUAGAUCGUGUGUCCCAAGAAAGCUCGUCCGUCCCGCAAACAAAACUCACCGCUCAAUCUCGUCGUCAACACCACGGACAUGCACCUCUCAACAACAACAACACCACCACCAGACGGAUCGUCCUCAGCCGCGGCCUCGGCCGUGGCUAAGGCUAGCCGGAAACCUCUCAAGUUCCUCCUGCACUGCUUCUCGGCGACUGGCCACGUGCUGCCGAUGCAGGCAGUGGCCAGGGAGCUGGUCGAGCGCGGCCACGAAGUCGUCUGGACGACGAUAGCGCCCCAGGAGGCCCGCGUCGUCGCUUCGGGCGCCAGGUUCGUCCCCGCGGAGGAGGUGAUCAAGGUCGACGCCAACCUCGAGGGCGCGGAGCCCAAGGACAUGGUCGAGACGGCCGAGGUCAUGUUCGGCGGCCGGGUCACGGCGCAGGUCGCCGACAUCCGCCGCGUGCUCGAGACCUUCACGCCCGACCUGGUGCUCAACGACGCCCUGCCGCAGGGCGUCGCCGCGCUGUACGAGCUGGGCGAGAUUCCCCGGUACGCCACGCUCGGCGUCGUCCCCUUAUACCUUCCGGACAUCGGCCCGGAGCCCGUCGAGCACGCCGCCCAGUCCGCGCUCGGUCUGCUCAUCAGCCGACCGCAGCUGGUGCUGCCCACGAUCAACCCGGAACGACAGAGGCUGGGGCUGCCGGCACUCAAAGUCACGGAUGCAUACGCGUACAGCCCGUUCCUGCACAUCCAGGCAUCGUGUCCCUCUCUGGAGUUCCAGGAGGGCCCCGAGCCCAUCCUUCCGCAGGCGCAGUACGUCGGCCCGCUGGUCACGCGGCUCGCGGGGGCCAGUCUCGGCGUGCCGGCGUGGUGGGACGACGUGGUCAACGCGACCUCGGUCAUUGGCAUCACGCAGGGCACCUUCGCCAUGAAUCCGACGUCGCUCAUCAUCCCCGCCAUCCAAGCGCUCCAGGACGACAAGAGCCAUCUGCUGGUCGUGCCGUCGAAGCUCGCGGGCGAGAUCCGGGAGAAGAUCGAGGUCGGCGACAACGUCCGCAUCGCGGAAUGGGUCCCGUACGACAUGCUGCUGCCGCGGUGCCGUCUCCUCGUCACCAACGGCGGCUACGGCAGCGUCACGCAGGCGCUCUCCCACGGCGUCCCGCUCGUCUGCGCCGGCACGUCGGAAGACAAGAAGGACACCGCCGCGCGGGUGACGUGGGUAGGGGCGGGCAUCGACCUCAAGACCGACACCCCGUCGGUCAGCCAGGUCCGCGACGCGGUUCACCGCGUGCUGAACGAAGCCACGUUCAGAGACAGCGCGGCCAGGAUCGGAAAGGAGCUCAACGCCCAAGGCGGCGCCAAGAGGGCGUGCGACUUGUUGGAAAAGGCGGCGAUAGAGCAGCUUGUUGCGAAGGAGGAGGCCAAUGCUUGAAACGACGAGAUGGGAAGCCAGCGGAGAAGGAUUAAGGAUAUUGACAACGUGGGAUUUUUUGCGGGAGUCGAAGAUAAACUUUAGAAGCCAAACUUUAAUAAAUCUCUUUUUCCC
Colletotrichum destructivum is the source of this 1671-nucleotide messenger RNA. Its product is annotated as Putative UDP-glucuronosyl/UDP-glucosyltransferase. The coding region runs from base 223 to 1557 and encodes 444 amino acids. Gene Ontology annotation, molecular function: UDP-glycosyltransferase activity. The record is from RefSeq and is a predicted model, not a curated record. Lineage: Eukaryota; Fungi; Ascomycota; Sordariomycetes; Glomerellales; Glomerellaceae. The transcript has a single exon.